CUAGUAAAUGGUGUAACUGUUGUGAUAAAGUUUUCUACACAUUACCACCAUCAUGUAACCAAGGAAUGGAUCCAAGCCCAAAACGGCUUUCUCUAUCAGUUUCACUCCGGUUAUCAGAGUUGGCUAGCAGCCAGAGAGUUCUGUUUAUCACAGAAUUCUGACCUAGUUACUCUGCGAGACAAAGAACAAAUUAAUUGGUUGCUCAGCCACUACGCUCCGACCUAUCCUCGGUUUUCUGAGCGCUUUGUUCAGAUUGGUCUCUUCCUUCCUGAUGGAGCAAAUCACAAUUGGACUUAUGUCAACGGUUCGAAUCCAUGGAUAUCCGGCGAGCCGUUCGACCACUCUGUUGAUGGCAAAGAGCGAUGUGGCCUUCUACGAGUGCACUCACGUCUUCUGGAUGACGUUGACUGUGAACUCGCUUCUCGUUCACGCGUGAGAUUCAUCUGUGAGCGAGACAGCGAGAUACACAAACAGCAACAACGAUCGGGCAACUACCUUUGGAGAAAGGUGGAGCAACUAAUGAAAUACUUUCGUGUCUGGACUGCAACUGAUGUUGGAAAAGAAUCAACGAAGAAUACGUCACAGGAAGGCUACGGUGAUGAGGAUUCUGCAAAGCACUACCAUGAAAUCGAACCUGAAAAGCUGGAGAAAAUUAUCAACACAAUGGAGAAAAUGCUCGAGAAACUGGAAAAUAUGUCAUUUGUUGAAAAGAAAACUGAAGAAAAGGCCAAGUCAGUGCUCCUAGAAAGCACUACGACAGAAAGCGCUAAUCAAAACAAGGAUGAGGAAAAGCCGAAACAAGAACGAGGGGAAAAGGUGCUAAACUUUAUAUUAAUAUACUUCGAAGCUUUUCUUUUUCAGCCCACUGCUGACAUCAGGCCGGAGAACGAUGAAGACUGCGAUGAUGAGGCAAGUGAUGACAAAAUUCCCGUCGAGAGGGAGGAACAUGUACAAGAAUUUUUACACACACUUCGAACGUUCCUUAACCGAGCCGAACACAGUGAUCUGAGAAAAUUACUCGACGACAAUCCUGGAAAAACCCUACUGGAAAAGAUGAAGCUUGCUAUCGCAGAGGCUAAUGAGCGCGAGUUUAAUCGGCUCAAGGAGUUGGAGGUGAUGAAACAAAAUGGAAUCGACGUAUCAAAUGUUCGUCGUUAG
Molecule: messenger RNA, 1158 nt
Organism: Angiostrongylus costaricensis
Lineage: Eukaryota; Metazoa; Nematoda; Chromadorea; Rhabditida; Metastrongylidae
Source: the annotation of a GenBank genome assembly